CGUGCAAACUGCAAAUUCACCAGGCCGGUGAGAAGUACCCAUCUUCUUCCUCCCUCGCUUAUUACCAGAGCACGGCCGGUCGGAACGCACAGACGCCGAUGAUGUGGCCUCUGCUCCUACCCCUCCUCGCCGCCGCGGCCAGCGCCAAGAUCACGCCGCCGCCGCCGCCUGCCCCGUCGCCAACGACGCCGUGGCCGGAGCAGUUCCACGCGGUGGUGAUCACCAACCUGACGUCAAAAAGCGGCAGGCUGCAGGUGAUCGACAGCUACUACGACUGGCCGCGGGGGCGCUCCGUGAACGUCAUCCGCGACCAGCUCUCCGCCGCCGGCGAGCCGCCGCUCCGGAACGUCGAGUGGGCCAACGGCACCUCCUUCCUCUUCGACGCCGCGUCCUGCUGGACCUUCCACUUCGCCGUGGGCCUCCUGCCGCCCGACUGGAAGAAGGCCCGCGGCGCCGCCUACCUGGGCCGCGGCCGCCUCGACGGCUUCGACUGCCACGUCUGGUCCAACUUCCUCUUCGCACGCUACUACGAGGACGUCGCCACCGGCCGCCCCGUCGGAUGGAACUUCAACGGGAUGGAGCGGCAUGUGCUGAGCUUUGAGGCAGGGGCAGUGCUGCCGGACUCCGGCAAGUGGCAGGCGCCGGCUUACUGCUUCAAUGGCAGCAACGCCGACGCCCCUGCUCCUUCUCCGGUUGAUCAGCUGAUUCGCCGGGGCUCCAGCUGCAGCUAAAGGUCCUCCACAGUGUGUUGCCAGAGUGAUGCCCAAAGAGAAGAGAAAAGAUUUGGGCAUCACUCCUACCACUGCAGGAGGUGAUGCUAAUUUUCAGUGAUGCUGAGAAAAUUGAGAGCGAGACAUCUAAGUAUAUACAAAAGGACUUAUUUGUCAAAAUAUGAAAGAACCAACCUUUUAAGUAUUAUUUUGGUGAAGCCAAUGUUUCGAUCGAGUGGCAAAUUGUCGAAACUACAUGUAUGGUAAAUAUGUGAUGGCAAUUUAAAUAGCAAACCAUUAGUCUUGAAUCAA
Messenger RNA from Setaria italica (foxtail millet), 1022 nucleotides. RefSeq lists its product as uncharacterized. The record is from RefSeq and is a predicted model, not a curated record. NCBI's taxonomy places the organism in Eukaryota, Viridiplantae, Streptophyta, Magnoliopsida, Poales, Poaceae. The transcript has 2 exons. Bases 99 to 731 code for a protein of 210 amino acids.